ACGCUCAGUCAAACAAACGCUCCAAUUACGAAGCACCUGCUGGAACCUCGAAGAGAAGCCUUCAACGAACAAUCAUCAUGGACCCAUGCGACUGCGCUAAAACUGGAACGUGCAGCUGUGGAGGCUCCUGCUCCUGCACGAACUGUGCCUGCAAGACCUGCCAGAAGAGCUGCUGCCCAUGCUGUCCAUCUGGCUGCAGCAAAUGUGCCUCUGGCUGUGUGUGCAAGGGGAACACGUGUGACGCCAACUGCUGUCAGUGAAGAGCCAGCGGUGUCAUUGCAUCUGUCAACCUGUGUUUGAGCUGAUUUGCAAAAUGUGAAUCUAUUUUAAUAAAUAAAUGUGAUAAAUGCAACUCA
Synchiropus splendidus (mandarinfish) is the source of this 356-nucleotide messenger RNA. RefSeq names its product metallothionein A. NCBI's taxonomy places the organism in Eukaryota, Metazoa, Chordata, Actinopteri, Syngnathiformes, Callionymidae. The transcript has 3 exons. Gene Ontology annotation, molecular function: metal ion binding. The coding region runs from base 78 to 260 and encodes 60 amino acids. The record is from RefSeq and is a predicted model, not a curated record.